CCGCAAGGAAUGUGUUUAAAAUUGAGUUUUUAUAAAUUUUGGUUUAGAUUUCAACUUUUAUAUUAAAUUGCUUACUUUCAUAACCUUAUUUAAAAAUUGUAUGCAUAAGUGGGAAAGUUAACUAUCUAUGCAGAAUACCAAUACUGCCAAUACUGCAAAUUUUUCCUUCUGCACGUGUGCGCAAAAUCCAUGUGCUUUUUUCUGAGAAUUUUUCUUAUAAAAUAAAGUGGAGCCAAGAAUCGAAAUGCAAAACCAUUUCCAGAAAACUGAAAAGCCGCUUGUGCGCAGGCGCAUGAGCCCCCUGACCGAGAGCCAGCUGGACAAUAUGCCCAGCACCAGCAAGGCUGCAAUGGCCGCAAUGGCUUCCUCAUCCGUAUUCGGAUCGAAAGCCUUCAAACAGCCCAAAGAUCCCCUGAAGGUGAAGCCGAAGGCCAAGCCCAAAGGAUGCCCAAUCAAACGUUUGCUAUCCAUUCAACUUGAUCCGGAUUAUAAUCCAAGGGCUAGGCUCGGAACUGCAUCUAGGAGAGUGCUAACCAGAGGUCAGACGAAGAAAGAUCGGGCUGUACUUCCGAAGGAGACUCCGGCUGCAAAGGUACCAACUAUUCAGAAGCCAAAGCCACCGAUAGUAAUCACUAAUAGACGGUUUCGGACAAGCCAAAGGCUUUUGCCCACCGUCUGGCACUCGGGGAAUGUGUGUCAAUUCUCCUUAAGGCAGAUCUGCAGUCCGGCAACCAGAAACUGUGCUGAAAAUGAUGUGGAACGUUGGCGAGCCAUCGAAUGCAUCUGCAUGGAUCUGCGAGGAAUCAAUGUGAGGAGCAAUGUGGGUGUCCUUAAAGGACCAGUCUCCUUUGAGGAUGUCUUCGAAGUGCUGGGCCUCGAUGAGCAGGGGGAGCAGAAGGUGGAACCUGGCCCCUCGUCAAAAGUUAAAGUGGAAUCUGCUGGGAUGGGAUUGAAAGUAGCUUCUAACCGUGGAAAUUUCGAUAUUGACAAGUACUUGAUGCCGCCACUGACACCAAUCCAGAGAUGUCCUGUCAGGGAUCCCAGAAAAGUGGUAGUAGAAAGGAAACCAAGACCGAUUUCUAAGAGUCCCAUGCGGGUCGAGAAAGUGACUUCUUUAUCAAACUAUAAAAGAAAUUGAAGCAAGAUCUCUCAUUUAGUUUUAUAAUAUUUUAUUUAGUUUUAUUUUCUGACUGCCAUAUAGAACAAAUCGAGCAGGAAUACAAUUUAAAAAAGAGUCAUGAAGCAGGAUCUCUCUUAUAUUUUUUAAAUAUUUUAUUUAGUUCUAAUUUCUGGAAGUUUGCCACACUUUUGAAGUGCAGUUUAUGUUUGUAGCAUGCCCCCAGUUUCUGUUCAUCAUUAUUUAAU
This is a messenger RNA of Drosophila serrata, 1365 nucleotides long. RefSeq lists its product as uncharacterized. Lineage: Eukaryota; Metazoa; Arthropoda; Insecta; Diptera; Drosophilidae. The record is from RefSeq and is a predicted model, not a curated record.